AUGUCUUCAUACGGAAUCACUUGUCUGCCCAUAGAUCUACUGGGCGAGGAGCAACUCGACCUUCUCAACGACGACACCUACGACCACUUGCUUCGGCUGUGUUUCGCUGGGAUUGUACGCUUAGCUCACGGUUCUCCGCCCUGCAAGGAGUACUCCCGCUUGAAGCUUCGUCCUGGUGGACCCCCAGCCGCCCCAGCCAUUCGAUCACCGGAUCACAUGAAUGGUAUGCCAGGGAACACCGCUUCGCAGCAAGCUAGAGUGCACAGCAGCCAGAAGCUUCUAUAUCGUUGCGUAUGCCUUCUGAGAGCAGCUUUCUGUUCAGGCGCACAUGUAUCCCUGGAACAGCCCACCAACGCUAUGUCCUGGCUUGAGCCUUUUGUUCAGGACAUGCUUUCUGAAAUACAGGCAUCACUGGUCAACAUCCCGGCAUGCUCAGUGGGACAGGACAUAGCAAAAUCUUGGCUUUUCGCUUGCAGUUACAGUGAAUUCCGCUUUCUGGCAAGCACAUGCUCACAUGCAGGAGGCCACCAGUCUGUAGCAGGAGCCAGGGACGAACACGGGAACUUUUUGUCCCAGAGAACGGCGGAGUACCCGUCCCAGCUUGCCGAAAAGUUCUCAGAUAAGGCAGUGCACUUAUUCUCUUCGGCAAGACCUGCUUACCCGGUGGCACCCUGCUCCUUGAAGUUCGCACUGGCCUCCGUUCCCAAAAAGCCGCGUUCAUCAACGCCCACAGCCGCUCAGGAUGGCGGAGGCAUCUACUCUUUACCCGACUGGUCCCUUGGCCCAAGGUAUCAGUCCGACAGCUUGCGCGACCUGCGGAAGGAAUGGCAAUCUUGGCUGCUUCAAAACAGAAUUCCUCUCAGGCUCCAGCAACACGUUGCCGAAGCCAGCAAUACACCUCUUUUUACAGAGGAAGAAACGGAGUGGCUUCGCUCUUCUUUCAAGCGCUUUUCGGAUGCUCACUCCCCAUGCCAGGACUGGAACUUCUCAGUGACAGAAGGCCAACCCUACUGCUUGUCAGCACUGGAGCGCUUGAGUACUUUGCUGGGCAUCCACUCUUACCUGGACGACAAGCUUCGCUUCACAGGUUGCCCCCCGGGCAUGGGCAUUUCACCGGGCUCAACCCUGCUUUCAGCUCGGCAUAAACCUCUUAAAAGUAAGGAAGACCUGGCCUUAGUCCCCGUCAGCACCAAGCGCAUGUGGCUCCGAGUCACGGACCCCACUUCCUCCAAGCGGCGCUUAUCUGAGUCUAGCAGAGAAACCCUUGCCUUCUUUGCCCACUUGAGCUCCAGGGACUGGCGGCCCAGGCCGCUUCGACCACCACCUACCAGUUCGGUGGAGUCGGCCGCUGACGCUUUCGGCAAGGGAAAUGAUUGCGGCGUGGGAGGAUGGCUCCUCAUCCCCAGUGGACGCCUGCUUUGGUUCGCCCACCGCUACACUGUCAAAGACUUUCUGGACUUAGGUCUGCCCAUGCAACCAGACGCCAACUUGGACAUCUCCAGCUACGAGACAUUGGCACAGUGCUUUGUGCUUUUGGCUUUUUGGAAAGCCCAUGGUUCCGGUCGCUUGGCUUUGACAUUACCAGCUUUGAGCGAUAACAGUGGUGCAGAGUCGGUGUGUAAUAAGCUUUACACCUCCAAAGUACCACUUAAUCUUUUUGUUCGCAAGCUUUCGAUGUGGAGCUCGAUUACUGGUGUCACUCUGGACUGCAGCCACAUAGCUGGCGAGAAGAACGACGACGCAGACCUGCUUUCUCGGUGGGACGGCUCAGCGGAACUCCCUGCCAAGUUUCUGGCCGCGAACCGCAUCGAGCUCUCACUUUCUGAGUUCUGGCAGCUCCGCUUUCAAGUGACACUUUUUCCCGCUGACACAUUUCUGAAAUGGCAACUUCCGUCAGCUGACAGCUUGGGCCCUACAAACCGUGGCUCCAACAAGCGUAAGUAG
Symbiodinium sp. CCMP2592 is the source of this 1944-nucleotide messenger RNA. The record is from the annotation of a GenBank genome assembly. NCBI's taxonomy places the organism in Eukaryota, Dinophyceae, Suessiales, Symbiodiniaceae.